Lytechinus variegatus (green sea urchin) is the source of this 1600-nucleotide messenger RNA. RefSeq names its product 5-hydroxytryptamine receptor 1A-like. NCBI's taxonomy places the organism in Eukaryota, Metazoa, Echinodermata, Echinoidea, Temnopleuroida, Toxopneustidae. The transcript has 2 exons. The record is from RefSeq and is a predicted model, not a curated record. Gene Ontology annotation, biological process: G protein-coupled receptor signaling pathway; base-excision repair. Gene Ontology annotation, molecular function: G protein-coupled receptor activity; oxidized pyrimidine nucleobase lesion DNA N-glycosylase activity; single-strand selective uracil DNA N-glycosylase activity. The coding region runs from base 157 to 1461 and encodes 434 amino acids. Gene Ontology annotation, cellular component: membrane.
CAGCUUUCAAAAUUUUUACUUUCAUUUUGUGAAAUCAAAUAGUUUCGAUUGAAGUCGAUGUUUAGCUUUGAAAUCAUUCAUGGCAGAGCAGGAAAGAUGGAAUUGUACCCCUGUAUAUUCGAACAGAACAACCGAGGAUAGGAGAUCAUAAUUAUCAUGAAUUCAGUCCCAGUUUACAGCAUUGGUAACUCUCAAGAAUUUGCAAACAUGAGUAAUAUUUCCGAUUCUACAUUGACUCCCACCAUGCCAACUAUGGGCAAUUCUUCCAAUAUAUACCUUUAUAAGGACCUGGACCUGCCACAGCGUGUCGUCCUUUCUAUCAUACUACUCAUCACGAGCAUAACAGGAAUAGUAGGGAACUCUGUGGUGAUCCUCGCCAUAGUUCUAUCUCGUAAGCUAAGAUCGACCCUCAACUGGUUUGUCCUGAAUCUCGCGUGUGCAGAUCUAGUAACGUCACUCUGCAUACCUCUGCAUGUCGUGGAUCUCCUUGGCCGGAUGGGCUGGGUCAAACUGAACUGGUUCCAACUAAGCUGGCAAUACAGCAGUUGGUUUUACAUUAAUACGACCUGUGUUGGUGUCAGCCUUACUACACACGCUUUGAUCGGGUUCACCAGUUGGUAUCGCAUCACCAAAAGUCAAGAUAAGUUCAAGAAGCUGUACAAGGCUCGUAAUGUUGGCCUCAUGAUUACGUUUGGAUGGAUAUUCAAUUUGGCCUCGCUCUGUUUGAUUGUUAAACUAGACGACAAAGCAGUUGUCUAUCCAAUUGCAUUUUGGGUCUUCGGCCACUUUGCAAUCGUGGUUGCGGUGUACAUAAGGUUAUGGAGAUUUGUUGCACGCCAUGCAGAGAAGCAGAAGUCAAGAAAUGACGUCAAUACAAACAGACAGAACAUGACCACUACGUGCCCUGAUGGCAACACCAGCCAUGAAGGUUUGAGCGUAUCCAAUUCAUCCGAGCAUUUAGGAAGUCAUGUAAACGAUGUGACGAAUGGCAGCGGAAUGGCUGUUGCAUCUGACCAACUGGAGAUCCAUGACCAGGGUGGAAAGACGAUGCAGCUAUCUCAAUCUCUAUCAGAAAAGGGCAUCACAGCUGAAUCGACUGAAGGAAGAAGGAAGGUACUCUUGCGAGGGUCGGAAAUAAAAGAAAUAAAUUCACAUGUCAAGAAACAGGCAGAACCGAAAAUUGACAAGAAACUCAUUGCUGUCACCAAAAAUCUAAUGGUUAUCCUCGUUGCUUUUACUAUUUGCUUCAUUCCUUACGCUGUAAGUUUAUGUUCAUCCAGUUUCCACAGUGCUCUUCCUUGGCUUCUAGCCCUUCUGUUGUUUAAUAGCUGUAUGAACCCUAUCAUCUAUGCCAGAAGGAUCCAAACAUUUAGGGAGGUUAUGGUAUGCAUCAUACGAUGUAGACUUGGAAGCAUUCCCUUGCCCAUUGAAUUGGUAAGGAAAUUAAGAACAAGUAGAUAAAAUCAUUUCUUCAAAGCGUGGUAAAACCGUUUUCGGCACUGAAGUGGCAUCUCUAGGUAAAAUAGGAUUUUCUUAUUCUUCCCUCCUUGUCCUUCUUCUUUUCCUCUUCCUCUUCUUUCUCCUCAUUCUUUCCUUUCAU